Linum trigynum is the source of this 1247-nucleotide messenger RNA. The record is from the annotation of a GenBank genome assembly. Lineage: Eukaryota; Viridiplantae; Streptophyta; Magnoliopsida; Malpighiales; Linaceae.
AAUAUUUAUGAUUUGUACGAGAUAAAAAUAUACCAUCGUAAAAACAUUUUCACAUUUCUAAACGUUAUUGCUUAUACUAUUGAUUUAAUUCAUUCGACAAACGGGCGGGCGGAACUCUAAUAAUAAUAACGAGAUCUAAUGACCUGAUGCUACUCCCUAACGGCCAAUUGUUAGUUAGUUAUGCAUGAUUAAACCAACCUUGGAAAUUGUUUUUCAAAAAAAAAAAAAAUGAACCAUGGAAGUUGGCCGAUAACGCUGAAGUCAUGUGGCGAAUCCCUAAUGGGUCCGGGGCAACAAACCUCUUAAUUAUAUCAUCAUCUCAAAUGGGUCGGACCUCCUGGCAGACCGAGCCGUGGAAAGAAAAGCCCGACAGGCCUUACCUCGUUCUAUGACUGAUUGGGCUUUGGUAAGCUGAAGCGCCACUCAAUCAGCCUGGGCCCAGUUCCUUGCCAUUCCUUUCAGUCGCUGAUUAAAUUCCGCAAGGAGGGGGACGAUUCUUGUUCUUCUUCUCCAGUGGUAAUUGUUGGUUAGGGUUUCUCAAAACUGCAGUAGUCGAGGGAGGGUUUAAAGAGUCAUCUGCUUCCUCAACACACACCAUCCGUGACAGUAGCAAUGGAUCCGUCGUCGGUCGAUUCUGCUGAAGUGCAGCGUUUCCUCAUCCAAGAAAAGGAAAAAGCCAUGAUGAAUGAGAUGGUAGCGAAGCUAACUAGCGUGUGCUGGGAUAAGUGCAUCACUAGCACACCGGGAAGCAAGUUUAGCUCAGGCGAAUCAGCAUGCCUUUCCAACUGUGGUCAGCGGUACUUGGACUUGUCCCUGAUCAUCAUGAAGCGCAUCCAGUCCAUGCAGUGAGAGAGAUGAGGACCGAGUUAGCUCUCUGUUGUCUCUGUCGUUAUCGAGUAUAAGUGCACUUUUCUUUGGAGAACCAUCUUAUAUGUAACUGGAACCAUUAGACAAUCAUUUUGACUGUUAUACUUCAAGUGCAUGGUUGUUGUUUUUCCAAAUAGUUGAGAAUUGUACCACUUGAUGUCCAUUGAUAUGUUGCAUUCAUUACCGAUGUCUUGUUCUUGCGACUAGUUGCUGCUAGGUAGGAAGAAGUAUGCUCAAGGCUCCAACCUGUCCUGAGGGAAACAGGCGAACCAAAUUCGUUGCAUGUUGACCUUUGGAGAGCACUUGCUGAUGCUUUGGUAGUCUCAGAGAUUACGAAUGCUACUCUCCCUCCUAGACAAUACUAAACUGCAUAUCCCAAA